AAACAAGGUCCAAGAAGAGAAGAAAGACUAUUAACACCACCACUUUCUUCGAUAAAUUUGAAUCGACAUAAUUUACCGAUAAGGCAUGCAAGUUAUGAUAUCCCUCAUAAUGAUUUAUCAUCAUCACCAUCACAAGAUGGAGGAAAUGGUAAUUUGGGAAUAAGUUCAUUUAGAACACGGGCUACUAGCGUUGGUGGUGCUCAACGACCUCAAAAAUCAAAGUAUGGACAAUCCGAAGAUCCCAAUAUGAGUCUUUUAUUACCUCCAUCUCCAUCAGCUUCAAAAUUUAUAAUCAAUAAUAAUCCACAAGCACAAAAUUCACCAACCAAAUCAUCAACGAUACUUAAUGCUGGACCUGAAUUACGAUCAUUAAAGAUGGAUAAUUAUCGAGGUACAAGUGAAGUAUUUGAAGAUUUAUCAAAGACCACAGAUGAUUUAAUCCAAUGGUUAACACUUUUGGAUGCUGGAAUUAAUCAACUUUUAACAAAAUUUUAA
Diversispora eburnea is the source of this 495-nucleotide messenger RNA. The record is from the annotation of a GenBank genome assembly. Lineage: Eukaryota; Fungi; Glomeromycota; Glomeromycetes; Diversisporales; Diversisporaceae.